Erigeron canadensis is the source of this 2025-nucleotide messenger RNA. RefSeq lists its product as uncharacterized. Lineage: Eukaryota; Viridiplantae; Streptophyta; Magnoliopsida; Asterales; Asteraceae. The coding region runs from base 205 to 1791 and encodes 528 amino acids. The transcript is spliced from 2 exons. The record is from RefSeq and is a predicted model, not a curated record.
UCUCUCUUUGUCACAGCGCCAAACCAAACCCAACCCAACCCAUAUACGCCACCGUUUCAACAUCUCUGUCUCUCUCUACCUCUAUCUCUCUCUAGGGUUCCCCCAAUAUAUUUAGUUUUAUUUUAUUUUUUAUGAAAUAAUUUUGGUAUCGGCGAUCAAAUGCGUUGUCUUCAAAGGGGGUUAUGAUUAUAUGAGGUUCUUCUCAUGCUGUUGAGUGUUGAUUGUGGUGGGACUAAAGAUUCCACCCAAGAAAAUAGUGUCAAUACUAUGAUAAUGCCUGCUAAAGAAAAAAUGGGUGGCGAUUUGUUGACGACUUUGUCUAUGGAUAAUAAUCAUCUAUCGACGAUUUUGUCCAUGGAUUCGAGUUUGUCGGUACAUGAUGAGAUGGAGAGGGAGUUGAAUCGGGAUCUUGGGUUACCACCAGAUAUCAAUUUACCGCUCUCGGCUGAGCCUAGCCCUCCACCAUCUUCGUGGAAUGAUACUUGUGAUAUGUUGGAUGUGGGAUUAGGUCCUCAACAUUAUGAGGUGGAAACGAGUAUUAAUGUGACCAAGAUUGGGAAAAAGUGUGCUAAACGGCUUGAUAGUGUUUGGGGGGCUUGGUUUUUCUUUAAUUUUUACUUUAAACCGGCUUUGAACGACAAGUCGAAGAAUAAGGUGGCGAAUAGGGAGAAUGGGUAUGAUAAGUCGGAUUUGAAGUUAGAUGUUUUCUUAGUUCAGCAUGAUAUGGAGAAUAUGUAUAUGUGGACUUUUAAGGAAAGGCCUGAGAAUGCGUUGGGGAAGAUGCAGCUGAGGAGUUAUAUGAACGGGCAUUCUCGACAAGGUGAGAAACCGUUUCCGUUUAGUGUUGAUAAAGGGUUUGUCCGGUCUCACAGAAUGCAAAGGAAACACUACAGGGGACUUUCUAAUCCUCAAUGUGUUCAUGGGAUUGAAGUUGUUCGGGCUCCAAAUUUGAUGAAUUUAGAUGAGGAAGAACGGAGAAAAUGGAUGGAGCUUACAGGAAGGGAUUUGAACUUUUCAAUUCCUCUUGAUGCUAGCGAUUUUGGUUCCUGGAGGAAUCUUCCUAGUACAGAUUUUGAAAUUGAACGGCCUCCUGUUAUAAGGAACAAUUCUGCUCAUGGAAACCAUCAACAAAAAAGAUUGCUAAAUGGUUCAGGGUUGAAUCUUUCAACUCAAUUAUCAGAGCAUGUAAAUGGGGAAUCAAAUGGAAAUUUGAAUGGCACGGAACUAACUGUUGGGUGCAACAGUAAACGAAAGAAAAACUUUUUCCCACAUGGAACUGACGAUGAUAAUUCUGAUGGCGUUCUUGAUAUCCAUCAUGUGGAGCCACAUUGGUUGACCGAGUUUACUGGAGUUAUGAGAAAUGCAUAUGGGCCCGUGACGGGUGCCAAGACUAUAUAUGAAGAUGAAGAAGGAUUCCUCAUUGUGGUCAGCUUGCCUUGUGCUGAUCUUCAACGAGUCAAAGUUACAUGGAAGAACACUCUUUCAAAUGGGAUUGUCAAGGUCUUUUGUUAUAGCACAGGAUGUAUGCCGAUCUUAAAAAGAAAAGACAGGACUUUUAAGUUGACUGAUCCGACACCCGAACACUGCCCACCUGGAGAAUUCAUUCGGGAAAUAACUCUCCCUACGCGCAUUCCUGAAGAUGCUAAGUUAGAAGCUUAUGGGGACGAGAGUGGGACCAUGCUUGAGAUUAUAGUGCCUAAACAUCGUGAAGGACCUGAAGAACAUGAGGUGCAUGUUUGUCUUCGUCCCUAUGAACGGCCAUAUGUUGACUUGACAGAAACUUUAAUUUAAAAAUUUGUGAGUGGGGGUGAUUACAGAAAAAAUGCUGCAAGUUCCAUUGUUUUUGCUAACCUUACAAUAUAUUCCUUUUGUCCCAUCAAAGUUGCAGCAAUAAAAAAAAAAAAAAAGUUUCUAUUUACUGUAUGUAUGUUGAAUGGUACAGGUUGCCAUUUCCAUGAGACUAAGUAAUGGAAACUCUAAAGUGAAAGUGGCAUUUUAUAGAUAUCUUUUGGGAUUUUGUUUCCA